Trichoderma reesei QM6a is the source of this 446-nucleotide messenger RNA. RefSeq lists its product as uncharacterized. Lineage: Eukaryota; Fungi; Ascomycota; Sordariomycetes; Hypocreales; Hypocreaceae. The annotation marks the transcript as partial. The record is from RefSeq and is a predicted model, not a curated record. The transcript is spliced from 3 exons.
GUAGGUUCGGUUUGUUGUGGACCAAAGACAUGAGAAGCUCCAAGUCAAGUUCGGGGAACGAGUUCAGAGAUAAAGGCAAAUGUUCUCUCGGUCAAACGUUCCGACAUUCAGCCGAGUCGCCCCUUGGCUCACGACGGAAGAGACGGAGUGGCAGCCACACGUUCAGAGAUUGCCAUCGGAAUCGCCAGAGGAGGCGUAGCCUUCUCGUCGACCUUCAGAUUGCCGCCCAUGCCAUGACAGAGCCUCCCGUGAUGCAACUUCUCAACCAUCGUCCAUCUUCCCGCACACCCACAAACGCUGCCCGUCUCUGUUGCUGCCAUGGGAAGGAUGCAAGCAGAAAACGUCUUCGCCCACCCAUACCAACUGAUCCGCUCACUCUCAUCACCACGCCGCUCGCUCGCUCACUCGCUCGCUCACGAUCUGCCAACCCGCUCCGCCAACCAUGA